This is a messenger RNA of Salmo salar (Atlantic salmon), 5002 nucleotides long. NCBI's taxonomy places the organism in Eukaryota, Metazoa, Chordata, Actinopteri, Salmoniformes, Salmonidae. The record is from RefSeq and is a predicted model, not a curated record.
AGUUUUGGAAGCGUGCGCUGAGAGAUCGAAGGAAAGUAGUGGGACUCCGGAGGAGAGAGAGAAGGAGAGAGGGAAAGAGAGAGAGAACUUCGUGCGUUUACGUUACACACAGACACGGGAUAAAGGACGACUGCGUGGACAGUUGUUAUAUACAUUUAGUGUCUUUUCAUUUUUAAAUCAACGUUUACACGUGCGCUUACGGUUGUAGUGGAUGUAAAGGGAUUAGAAUAGAAUCGGGGGAAUGUAUCCUGAUCGGGCAACAGUGACCGACCGUCUUCCGAGAUGUCAACUCAACAUUCUCCGUUCCAUCAUGCUACUCCAGGCCGUUCUAGAGAUGACUGCGACCAGGUUUGAAGACCCUAGUGUUAUGGCCGCUUCCACUUGGAACAGCUCAGACCUGUUUCUUCGCCUGGAUGCUCCUAUGAACAACAUCACCACGUCUCUGGGCCAGACGGCAGAGCUGCUGUGUCGUGUGUCCGGUAACCCCCUUCCCACGGUGCGCUGGCUGAAGAACGACGCUCCCGUGGUCCAAGAGCCUCGCCGGAUCUCCUUCCGACCCACGCCCUACGGAUCGCGCCUCCGCAUCCGUAACCUGGACACCACAGACACAGGCUACUUCCAGUGUGUGGCCACCAACAGCUACGGCACCGUCUCCACCACCGGAGUACUCUUCGUCAAGUUUGAUCCACUCCUAACCCCUCUGCCAGGAAGACCCUCUGCGGAUGAUUUUGAUGAAGAGGGAUUUUGCCAGCCGUACAGGGGCGUAGCUUGCUCUCGCUUCAUAGGGAACCGCAGCAUCUUCGUCGACUCGCUGCAGAUGCAGGGCGAGAUCGAGACCCAGAUCACAGCCGCCUUCACUAUGAUCGGAACGUCCAACCACCUGUCGGACCGCUGCUCCCAGUUCGCCAUCCCGUCUCUGUGCCACUUUGCCUUCCCUACAUGUGACCGCAGCUCUGGGGUAGACAAGCCCAGGGACCUGUGUAAGGAUGAAUGUGAGAUCCUGGAGAAUGACCUGUGUAAGACCGAGUACAUCAUCGCCCGUUCCAACCCCAUCAUCCUGAAGAGACUGAAGCUGCCGAACUGUGAGGACCUGGCGGCACACGACAGCCCAGAGGCUGCUAUCUGUAUGAGGAUAGGAAUCCCCAUGGCUGAGCCCAUCGACAAGAACCACAAGUGUUUCAACAGCAGUGGUUCAGCCUACCGCGGGACGGUCAGUAAGACCAGGUCGGGUCGUCAGUGCCAGCCCUGGAACUCUCAGUAUCCUCACAGCCACACCUACCUGGCGUUGCGCUACCCAGAGCUCAGCGGAGGCCACUCGUACUGCCGUAACCCCGGCAACAAGCAGGAGGGACCAUGGUGCUUCACCCUGGAUGAGGGAGUCCGUAUGGAGCUAUGUGACAUCCCCAUCUGUGAUUAUAAGGAGAACCGUGGGGGCAGUAACAUGGAGAUUCUUUACAUCCUGGUUCCGAGCGUAGCCAUCCCUCUGGCCAUCGCCCUCCUCUUCUUCUUCAUCUGCGUGUGUCGUAACAACCAGAAGGCUGCCCGACCCCCAGCGCCCAGACAGCCCAAACCUGUCAGAGGACAGAAUGUGGAGAUGUCCAUGCUCACCAACUACAAACCCAAGAGUAAGGCCAAGGAGCUCCCCCUCUCUGCGGUGCGGUUCAUGGAGGAGCUAGGUGAAUGUGCAUUUGGUAAGAUCUACAAGGGCCACCUGUACCUGCCUGGUAUGGAGCAAGCCCAGCUGGUUGCCAUCAAGACCCUGAAAGACUACUCCAGCCCUGGCCAGUGGGGUGAAUUCCAACAGGAAGCGUCGGUCAUGGCUGAGCUUCACCAUCCCAACGUGGUGUGUCUGCUGGGUGUAGUGACCCAGGAACAGCCUGUCUGCAUGCUGUUUGAGUUCCUGAACCAAGGGGACCUCCAUGAGUUCCUCAUCAUGCGCUCUCCUCACUCUGACGUGGGGUGUAGUAGCGACGAGGACGGGACUGUCAAGUCCAGCCUGGACCACGGAGACUUCCUGCACCUGGCCUUACAGGUGGCUGCUGGGAUGGAGUACCUGGCCAGUCACUUCUUCGUCCAUAAGGACCUGGCGGCCCGUAACAUCCUGGUGGGAGAACAGCUCCAUGUCAAGAUCUCUGACCUGGGCCUGUCCAGAGAGAUCUACACCUCAGACUACUACAGGGUCCAGCCCAAGGCUUUACUCCCUAUCCGCUGGAUGCCUCCAGAGUCCAUUGCCUAUGGGAAGUUCACUUCGGAGUCAGACAUCUGGGCGUUUGGUGUGGUGCUGUGGGAGAUCUUCAGCUACGGCCUGCAGCCCUACUACGGCUUCAGUAACCAGGAGGUCAUGGAGAUGGUGAGGAAACGUCAGCUGCUGCCCUGCCCAGAGGACUGCCCCCCCAGGGUCUUCGGCCUGAUGACAGAGUGCUGGCAGGAGGGCCCGACCAGAAGACCACGUUUCAAAGAUAUCCAUGGUCGUCUGAGGGCCUGGGAGGGGCUGUCAUCCCACGCUAGUUCUAGUACCCCAUCAGGAGGCGGGGGCAACGCCACAACUCAGACCACCUCGUUGAGCGCCAGUCCGGUCAGUAACCUCAGCAACCCGCGCUAUGCCACCGCUGCAGGCUACCUCUACCCGGCCCAGGGGAUGCCUGUGCAAGGUCAUCCAGGCCACCAGAUGGCAGGCUGGACCCCUAUGACCCAUGGAGCUCCCAUGGCCCAGAACCAACACCAGCGCUUCAUCCCUGUCAACGGGUACCCCAUCCCCCCAGGCUACGCUGCCUUCCCUGCGGCCCACUUUCAGGCCCAGGGCCCCCCCAGGGUGGUGCAGCACCUCCCCCCGCCCAAGAGCAGAUCUCCCAGCAGCGCUAGCGGCUCCACCAGCACCGGUCACGUGACAAGCGUGCCCUCCACGGGGUCCAAUCAGGAUGCGAACACGCCGCUGCUGUCACACUGCGUGGCAAUAUCCGCCCUGCCAGGGGGGCGGGACAUGCAGGUGUACGGACACAUGUCCCAGAAGGCUUUGCAGCAGAUGGACCCCUCACAGACGUCUGCGCUGCUGGCCGACGCCAACAGACUCAUGUAUAGCGAAUCGGUCAUCACUGCAGACCUGUAAAUACACUACAUACCUGUACUAUAUAUAUCACCUGGUUGAUUUGAUGUUUUUGAUUCAUUUUUUUUGUAAGAAAGUUAUUAUAAUUAUUGUUUCAACUUUCUACUUUACUUGUAAAUACAUGUACGCAAAUCCUGAAUGAACGAGAUGCAAAGAUUUAUAUUCAGAAGAACAAAAAAAAUUUAAAAAAGAGACAGCAAGCGUGUCCUGCCCCCUAUUCUGAAACUCAAACUGCCUUGAUAGACUUUUUCUAGUGAUGCUACUCCGUUUGCCUGCCUGGACACCGGGAUUUCUAAUCUCAGAGUAGGUCAACAGUAACACACCUGUCAAUAUAAUGACUGUAUCACUCGGGCAUCAUUGUGAAUAACCUCCCAUCGACGUCAAUAAAUCUUCCAAGACUCCCGUUGACGUCAGAAUGAUUUCUUGCGAAAGUCUGAGCUGCACGGAGCACUUCUGGUAGCUACAAUAUGUACUGCGGCAGGGCGUGUUGUUGCUUGGACUGGAGGGGCCCUGUACUGAAGCAGCGGGAGUCCCCGGUUGUACUGGACUGUAUAUUCAGUUGAGCCUGUGUCAGCAAAUCUGCCUGGCUGGCAUCCCCACAGUGCACCUCUCUCCUCCAGGAAGGCUAAGCCCCCCCUCUAGGGAUAUGUGAACUUCAAAGACUUCUGAUUUGACUUCAAAGCGGCCUGUGGAGAAGGAACGAGGCCCUGCCCACGCAACGCUAUGCAAUGGCAUAGCACUCAUACCCUCUGCUUCGCUCUCCACAGAUGUGUGCCUCCACAGAUGUGUGCCUCCACUAGACUCUCUCUCGUUCUCGAUACAGGGUUCUGUCAAUUCGUACGCAAUUGAUAUACUGUAGUUACUAGGAUCGAAUCAGAACGGUGUUUAGACCAGCCGUACUUCUCUCGCCAGUCUGUGUCCAUGUCUGUCCUCCCCUUUCUUAUUAUCUCAUAUCUGGUACAAUCAGCUAUGCAAUAUGGCUCUUACAUUGGCUAUGCAGACUUUGAUGGAUAAUUGUAUUGUCUUUUGAUGAUAUAUAGAAGUGGGACUAACAAAUGUAUUCGGAUGAUUACAACUUCUUUGUCAAAAUGAUCCAUGAUAUAAAACAGUAUGUUCUACUAUAGACUGAAUGAAUGAUAAAAGGCUUUUGAUAAAAUACAGGGGGGGGUGAAUGAGAAAUCCUUCCACAUUUUAGCACACAGCUCACAGAAGCAGCUACAAUACAGUAUAUUUCACCUCAGUUGAAUGUGUUUGUUGCUAUGCAACUGUUUAGUUAAAAAGACGCACCCUUUGCCCGUACAGAAAGAGGACAAUCAUCGGUUUACGCUUGGUAGCAUUUGCCUUCCAUGUUAACUUUGGUAUAAUGCACAUCUCUGUAAUGUUAAGUGCAUCCUUAUUUUUUUUAUCAAGGUACAAAGUCUACUAUCCUGACAUUUUCUGUGAUGUGUCAAUUAGUCCGAUACUGUCGAGAGGUACAAACCUGCUCUUUAGAUGAAGGUUUUGGUUUGUUUAAAUUCCACAUAUCUUUUUUUUUUUCUAAAGCAGGUUUACCUUCCUAGGUAUCUGGAGUUUUAUACAGGUAUCUUUUGAUAAAUGUAUAUGAAUUUAAGUGCAUAUAUACCAGUUCAAAACCACUUAAACACAAGACUGUGAAUCUUGGGACUGGCUAUUUUGUGUAGUUUAAAAAAAAUAAAAAAAUGUUAGAUCAGUUUCUUUUUCUAAGACAGUCUUUUCAUAAAACGUUUUUUAGAUUGCAGUAUUACAGUGUAUUCAUAAGAAAGGUUUACAUGCAGAAUAUUCUAUUGACCAAGAGGCCUUGUCUUUGUGUUUGUCGGAAGAUUUUUGCACAGAUGUUUUGUAUGGCAAAAUAUUAUUAAAUAAUUCAAUGUUUUUGUCAUA